Molecule: messenger RNA, 2982 nt
Organism: Solanum verrucosum
Lineage: Eukaryota; Viridiplantae; Streptophyta; Magnoliopsida; Solanales; Solanaceae
Product: glutamate receptor 2.8-like
Exons: 7
Coding region: 1-2982 (993 amino acids)
Cellular component (GO): plasma membrane
Molecular function (GO): signaling receptor activity; ligand-gated monoatomic ion channel activity
Source: RefSeq, a predicted model, not a curated record
AUGGAUUAUCAACGGCGAGCUCGUCGAGUUCCACUUACCGCUGACGGUCGGAAAAGUGUAAAGAAGGGGAGCAUUACGGAUCCAAUGCCUCUAGUGCCAUCUUCCACCAGUGACAAGGACAUUCAUGCCAUUAAGGGACCAUCGAUUGGCUCUUCCGUUAUAAGGUUUGGUUAUAUAUCUUGCACAAGCACAUCUGCUUCUUGUCCAGCUCUCAUAUUACUGUCUACUAGAGUUUUUCAAAUGCAUAAUCCAAGAUGCAAAUCCCUAAUUAUCUUCAUUCAACUUGUUUCCAUCAUUGGUUUUUGCCACUAUGUAAUUGGAAUAAGAGGUGAAGAUAAUAACACUAGUGCUGUAAAGGUGGAUGUGGGCAUAAUUCUUGAUCUGGAAACAGAUGUGGGAAAAGUAAUGCACAUAUCAAUCUUACUAGCUCUUGCAGACUACCAUGCCAACACUAGUCGCGGUGCCAUAAGGAUAGUUCCUCAUAUCAGGGAUUCAAAGAAAGAUGAUGUUGAAGCAGCAUCAGCUGCCAUAUACUUGCUAAAAGAUGUCCAAGUGCAAGCUAUCUUCGGGCCACAAAUGUCUACACAAACUGAUUUUGUGAUUGACUUGGGGAACAGAGUAAGAGUUCCUAUAAUAUCUCCAGCAACAAGUCCUUCACUUUCAGUCAAGGAAAAUCCCUUCUUCAUCAGAGGAGCACUUCCUUCUUCCAGCCAGACUAGAGCCAUUGCAGCAAUUGUUAAAAACUAUAAUUGGAGGGAGGUUGUAGUAAUCUAUGAGGAAAGCCCCUAUGGAACCGGGAUACUUCCAUAUUUAACUGAUGCCUUGCUGGAAAUCAAUACUUUAGUCUCCUAUAGAAGUGGUAUUUCUCCUUCAGCCAAUGAUGAUCAAAUCCUCAGGGAGCUAUACAAGUUGAAGACAAUGCAGACCAGGGUGUUCAUUGUGCACUUGCAAGAAAAUCUUGCCUCCCGCUUUUUCCUCAAGGCCAAAGAAGCCGGGAUGAUGAACAGUGGAUAUGCAUGGAUCAUCACAGAUGUGCUGACGAGUCUUCUGGACCUGGUAGAUACUUCAGUAAUUGAGUCAUCAAUGCAAGGUGUUCUGGGUUUAAAAUCUUAUGUUCCAAAAUCAAAGGAGCUUGACAUGUUCACCAGGAGAUGGAGAAAGAGAUUCCGUCAAGAGUAUCCAGACAUGGACCAAGUAGAACUCAAUGUUUUCGGGCUAUGGGCAUAUGAGAGCAUCACCUUAUUAGCAGAAGCAGUAGAGAAAGUGGGCACUACUGCUAUCCCAAAAUUAAAGAAACCAGACACUAGAGAGAACAUAACAGACCUAGAUGCACUUGGAACCUCGGAAGUGGGAUCCCUGCUCAUUGACUCUAUGCAAAACACAGAGUUAAAAUCAGGACUAAGUGGUGAUUUCUGUAUCGUUGAUAGAGAACUGCAGCCAUCCCCAUAUCAGAUUGUGAAUAUAAUUGGGAAAGGAGAUAAAAUCAUUGGAUUCUGGACAGAGAAGGAUGGCAUUUUGCAUAAACUGAAGAUGAAUGGUAAAACAGAUAAAACUAAUAAUAAGCAACUAGGGGUCAUCAUUUGGCCUGUGGAAAGAGAUCCAACGACACAAGCAGUAAUUGCAACUGGUUUAGGGCCAGAUGUCUUCAAAGAAGUCAUCCAAUCUUUGAAAUAUGCUGUCCCUUAUGAAUUUAUUCCAUUUCCAAUAGCACAUAGCCCAACUUCUCAAAACUAUGAUGAUCUUGUUCACAAGAUCACUUCUAAGGAAUAUGAUGCGGUUGUAGGUGUUAUUACCAUUUUAGCAAGCCGAUCUGAGUAUGUAGAUUUCACAUUACCUUUUUCAGAGUCGAGUAUUUCUGCAGUUGUGCCUGUAAGGAAUGAUGAUAGGAAGAACGCUUGGAUCUUUUUGAAACCUUUAAAGGCCGAGCUGUGGAUAGCAACCGGAGCAUUAUUCGUCUUCAUUGGUUUUGUGGUUUGGGCACUUGAACAUCGUGUAAACAAAGAUUUUCGAGGACCCAAACGCAAGCAAGUUGGGAUGAUAUUUUGGUUUUCCUUCUCAACUCUCGUUUUUGCUCAUAAAGAGAAGAUAACAAGUAACUUGUCAAGAUUUGUGCUGAUUGUGUGGGUUUUCGUGGUUCUGGUGCUGACAUCAAGCUAUACAGCCAGCUUAACAUCUAUGUUAACAGUGCAACAGCUUCAACCUACUAUAACAGACCUCAAUGAUCUCAUCAAGAAUGGAGAAUAUGUAGGGUACCAAAAAGGUUCCUUUGUCAAAGACGUCUUGACACGCAUGAAAUUUGACAGCUCCAAAUUUAGGAGUUGUAGCACAUUGGAAGAGUAUAAUGAUGCACUCUCAAGAGGUAGUAAAAAUGGAGGUGUUGGUGCAAUUGUUGAUGAACUACCUUAUCUCAGACUCUUGCUCAACAAAUACUGCAGGAAGUAUAUUAUGGUUGGUCCGACAUACAAGGCUGCCAGCUUUGGAUUUGCAUUUCCAAAAGGAUCUCCUUUGGUACCUGACGUCUCAAGAGCAGUCUUGAAGGUGAUAGAGGGAGAGACUAUGAAUAACAUAAUUCAGAAAUGGUUUGGGAAUGAAACAGAUUGUCCAAAGCAAGAUGGAAUGGCUAUAGCAUCUAGUCUCACGCUCGAUAGUUUUAAGGGCCUUUUCCUCAUAGCUGGUGUAUCAGCAGGCUCUGCUCUUCCCGUAUUCUUCGUCAUCUUCCUUUAUCAGAAUAGAGUAAUCUUAGCCACUGAUGAUUCAAUAGGAAAAAAGCUUUGUGCAAUAGCAAAAGUCUUUGAUUUAAAGAGAGACGACUCUAAUUCUAUGUCAAAAAACCUUCCUUUGCAAAGCCCAGAAAUCGGAAUCUCUGAUGGCCUAGGAGAAUCCCCUGCUUCUGAAGGGUUCUCUACAACAGAAACUGGAACCCCAGUUCAUGAAACAAUGUCAGGCACGAUUGAAGAAAGAUUACACAUAUAUAGCUGCUAA